AGAGGAUUUGAGGAGAGUCCGAGGAAACCUCCUUCUCUCUCUUUGCUCAAGCAGAGACUACUGGCUUACGUGCCGCCUCUCUUCUCUGAAUCAAUUUCUGGUAGGUUUCCUUUUUUACGUAUUCAAUUCCUCCUUGCCCAUCUCCCAUUUCCAAUUCUUCCUCCCUAGAUUUCCAUUCCACAAACUAUUGGGAAACUGGGCAUUGAGGAAUUGAAUUCACCGGAUACAUGUUUGUAUCGAUUUGAGGGGUUUCAAGUUGUUUGGUCUCUGGUUGGCGAUCCGAACGAUUCCAACGUUUGAUUUUUGUUAAUGGGUUUGUGAUUGAUCCACCGGAGCAUUGUUGGGAUCGAGUUAAUUGUUGGUGGGCUUGCUUGGUUUGGCUGUAUAUCUUUGGAUGUAUCUAGUUAUCACCCAAGAGCAGGAUCGGCUUGUGAGCGUAGCCGACUCGUUUCUGGGUGUUCUCAGGCCAUUUGACCUGAAACUUCAACAGAAUCCAUUCAUUUUUUGUUCUUCCAGAGAUAGAUGGGAUAAGGAGUUCUUCAAACUUCAGGGAGGAUAAUAAAUUUUAAGAAUUUGUCGAUUUUUGGCUAUAAUAUUGUGACGAGUUUGAGUCUUUGAGAUGGGUUCUUCUGCGCAAAGAUCAUCAACCUUGACCACAAAUGUGGCAGAAUUAGUUGAUGUUUCAGCUAAGCGGCCCGAGGUCUCGUACAUUGAUACCAUGCCUAUUUAUGUUAGGGAGCUUAUUGCUGGAGGGGCAGCUGGGGCAUUUGCUAAGACUGCUAUUGCGCCGCUGGAACGGACCAAGAUACUCUUGCAGACAAGAACAGAGUUUCGUUCCCUGGGGGUAGGUCAAUCUUUGAACAAGGUACUAAAGCAUGAAGGCUUUCUAGGAUUCUACAAAGGAAAUGGAGCUAGUGUUGUUCGAAUUGUUCCAUAUGCAGCCUUACAUUACAUGGCAUACGAGCGGUAUAGGUGUUGGAUCUUGAAUAACUAUUCUGCUUUGGGAUCAGGGCCUCAUAUUGAUCUUUUAGCCGGUUCAGCAGCUGGAGGAACAGCAGUCAUAUGCACUUACCCCUUGGACUUGGCUCGCACAAAACUUGCUUAUCAGGUUGUUAACACCAGAGGAAAAUUCACUUAUGGUAUGAAAGGUGUUCAUAGUCAAAUCUCUUAUAAGGGCAUUGGUGAUGUGCUCUCUAGUGUCUACAAGGAAGGAGGUCUGCGGGGGCUUUAUCGCGGCGUAGGCCCCACACUGACCGGAAUCCUUCCUUAUGCUGGUUUAAAGUUCUACAUAUAUGAGAAACUUAAAAGCCAUGUUCCUGAGGAGUAUGAAAAGUCUAUUGGGAUGCGCCUUUCCUGCGGAGCUUUGGCUGGCUUAGUGGGGCAAACCUUCACAUACCCAUUGGAUGUUGUUAGGAGGCAAAUGCAGGUUGAGAAUCUGCAGCCUUCAGGUGGUGUUAGGUACAAAAACACAAUGGACGGACUUAAAUUUAUUAUCCGCAAUCAAGGAUGGCAAAAGUUGUUUGCAGGCCUGAGCAUUAACUAUAUCAAGAUUGUUCCUUCUGUUGCAAUUGGUUUCACAGCAUAUGACGCGAUGAAAGUUUGGCUCCACGUUACACCCCAACAGAAGUCCCAACGAAUAACUGCUGCGUAAUCGGAGAGACUCAGAAUCUGUAACAUAGAAACUUCAAAUAGAUGGCAUCAAGCCAUCAAUUGAGCUAAUACAAAUGUUCUGUCUCUGAAUUACAAGAGAUUAUUGAUUUUACACCAUUGUUAUUCCAAUUAAGUUUCUAUCUACGAUUCACUUGGAGUGAUUUCACUAUCAA
Messenger RNA from Rosa rugosa (rugosa rose), 1823 nucleotides. RefSeq names its product mitochondrial carrier protein CoAc1. Lineage: Eukaryota; Viridiplantae; Streptophyta; Magnoliopsida; Rosales; Rosaceae. Gene Ontology annotation, biological process: transmembrane transport. Bases 620 to 1651 code for a protein of 343 amino acids. The transcript has 7 exons. The record is from RefSeq and is a predicted model, not a curated record.